This is a messenger RNA of Paramecium sonneborni, 264 nucleotides long. Lineage: Eukaryota; Ciliophora; Oligohymenophorea; Peniculida; Parameciidae. The record is from the annotation of a GenBank genome assembly.
UAUGAUGAAUAAAUUAUUAAUUAAACCAAGUCUUCUAAUUUAGCAGGAACUGCUAGAAAAUUAUAAAAUGUAUAUAAUAAUUGUUAGAUAUGCAAUCAAGGCGUUAGAUCAGAAGAUCCUCUUAUUUCUUGCUAAAAAUGUUAAAUAGUUAUUCAUUAAAAAUGUUAUGGCUUAGAAAAUGCACUUAACAAUUGGAUUUGUGAUGUUUGUUUAAAUUUUGGUAAUAAAGGGAAAUUUUUGAAAUGCCCUCUCUGUCCUAAAUUA